AUGGAGGAAACAUCAAGACAAAGAGCGUACUUUGCUACAGGCUCAAGAUUAUUAACAUGUGCAGUUAACGAAGGGUUGGUUAAAACUUUAUAUUAUUGUCCAGAAAAGUUUGUACUAAAUGGUUUUUUUGAACAAUCAACAAAAACAACAGAAUCUUUAUUGAAUAAAGAAUGCAAUUUUGGAAUAAUUUUUAUUUUGCCUGAUAAUCAAAAAAUCCAACAGAUUAAAGAAAUUUUUUCAGUUCGCGUAAAACAUAAACCGUUACUUUACAAAAAUAAUGAAAAAAAGUUUAUAUCAGAGGUAGAAAAUAUUGAUCCAUGUGAUAUGUUACCUCCUAUAAAGAAACUUUCUUUAGAUACUGAAUUCAGGUCUAUGGAUGAAGAGAAAGAAGACGAAGAAAAUAAAUUUGAAUUAUUUUGUAAGAAAUGUGCAAAUUUGUUCGAGAUUGGUGGAAUAAAAAUUAGUCCAGUUGAUAUAAUGAGAGUAUUUGGUGAUUGGUUAAAUUUAAAUAAUGAAUUAAUUGAUUUUACAUGUUCAGAAUUAAAAAGUUCUUACGAAUACCAAGAAUUUAUAUAUAGACAUCCAAAACCUAUGCCAACAUUAAAUUCCACUAGUAUUGAAUGGGAACAAAGUUUGAUCGAAUCCCAUCCGACACAUCCGUUGCAUAAAUCUAGAAAAACUGUUCCUCCUAUUUCUGAAAUAGUUCCAGGUAGUUAUGAUUUUGAGAAGCCAUUGAUUCGUUUUGCACUAGUGCCACAUGAUAAGGUGUGUAUAAGAGGAUCUUUUGAAGAAGGAAUACGACAACUGGUAGAUACAAUGAAAUUUCCAAAACCGAAUAUUCCAUCAGAUAAAGUUCUUGUACCGUUUCAUGAACUACAAUUGCCAAUCAUCAAAUCAAAAUUUCCACACGUUGAAAUUCUACCAAUUGAAUAUUCAAUAAGGGCCAAUAGUCAAACUAAUAUACGCACAGUGGUAUUUCCAAAUUUACCUGGAUUGGCAUUUAAAUUACCAUUAGGCAUGAGAUUGACAUCAGCAAUGAGAACUAUUUCACCUUGGGCUGCACAUCUUGGCGUAGGAUUAACGCCCGUGUUAAAAAAGCUUAAUAUAAAUUGGAAUAUUUUGAAAAUUGCUUAUGAGCUAGCAAGUGUGAUAUCAACCGAUUCAGAUCCAGAUGUUGCAAAACAUUUGAGUUGUAUAAUCAGACAAGAUGUUAAUGAUUUGGAUGAUAGCGAAAAGGCCAUAAUAUGUGGAGCGUUAACGGAAAAGGAUGAAAAUGGAAAAAGUGUCGUUGAAAAAGUCUGGAAUUUGGACACUGAACAAAAACGUAUUGAUUUUCUUGAUAGAUACCUUCGAAUAUUAUUUGAAGCAUUUUUGCCUCCCGCUUUAGAUAAUGGGUUUACAUUUGAACCACAUCAACAAAAUACUCGUGCACGUUUUAGUUCUAAAACUGGAGAAUUGAUUGGAUUUAUAAUUAAAGAUUUUGGUGGAAUAAGAUUUCAUCAAGACACGUUGGUGAAAACCUUGGGAAUUCGUGUUGAUGCAUUAAAAGGUAGCUCAACAGAAUCCAAAGAUUUAGUCGAUGUUUACAAUAAACUAUACCAUUCAUUAAUAACAAUUCAUGUGCACAGGUUGAUUAGGGCUUUGAAUCUGCAUUAUAAUGGUAUUGGCUGGCAGAUUACUCGCGAAAAUCUUAUAAAAAUAAUACCAAAAGAUCAUUUGUUAUGGUAUUUGUGGUUAAAAAAAGAAACUGCAGAAGGGAAAUGCUUUCUAAGAAUGAAAUGUGAAGGAUUAUUUAGAGAUUCAAGAAAGAUUAACCUUCGUCGAGAACGAAGUGGUAUUAUGUGGGAUGAAUGGGUUCCAGAAGAAAGACUAUUAAAAUUAAAUGAAGAAAGUUUACAAAAACAAAAGCAGCUCAAAGAGUUGCAUUCAACGAAAAAUAAAAAGAGGCAACCCAAAAUACCAAAAGUUGAUGGUAAGCCUUCACCGAAAGUAAAUGAGGUGCUUGUGCAAUCCGCUGAUUCUAACUCCAAAAAUCAGGAAAAACAAGAUCAAAAUCAAACAAAAAAGAGAGGUGCUGAUGCUAUGGAUUUGGAUUUGGAUGAUAGUACACAAGAAGGUGCUACAAAAGUGCUGGGGAAACAAAAAGCGGAUCAAGCUGAAGAAAAUAUUGAAAGGGUAGAGGUGAAAAGGAUAAGAAUUAAAUUAGGAGGAAGUAAUAACAAUAAAGUAGAUGUUAAGGGGAAACAAGUUGAAAAAAUUCACGACAAAGUAGAAGAGAAUCAAGAAGUUGAUACGCAGGAAAAAAAUGAAUCUGUUAAUGUUGAAUUCAAAAUUCCGCAGUUUCUUCUAGAUAAACUAGUAGAAGAUUGGGAAUUUAUAACAAAAUAUAAAAGAAAUUUACUCUUGUAUAAAGAGGAGAAUAUUCAAAAUUCAGAAAUUCAUAAAACACAUCCUAAUAAAGAAUGGUCGGAUUUAUAUGGAGCAGAACAUUUACUAAGGUUAUUUGUUAAAUUUCCAGAAUUAUUAUCUCAAGCUCAAAUGAAUCAAAAAGAAAAAGAAAAUUUUGAAACUAAUAUUAUAGAUUUUUUAAAUUUUCUUGAAACCAAUGAAUCAAAGUAUUUUGAAAAAUUAUCUGGUCAAAAUUCCAAGUCUAUUGCAGCCAAAAAACAAAAAACAAAUAUUAAAAGGACAAGGACAACCAAAGUUCAUGAUAAUCCAUAUGGUUUCGUUUGUUCAAAUUGUAAAACUACAAAUACACCUAAUUGGCGUGCAGGUGAAACACCAGACAAAAAAUUAUGCAAUGCAAGUAUAGAAAGCACAGGCCAGAAAGUUUAUGGAAUAUCAAAAAAUAAGUUUAAUAAUAAGUAA
Entrophospora sp. SA101 is the source of this 2868-nucleotide messenger RNA. The record is from the annotation of a GenBank genome assembly. NCBI's taxonomy places the organism in Eukaryota, Fungi, Glomeromycota, Glomeromycetes, Entrophosporales, Entrophosporaceae.